AACUCAAAGCAUAUAAUAUAUUCAUCAACUCUACUUUCGCUUUGCCAUAAUUAGCAAGCUAGAAGCAAGUUAAUUAUGGCUUCCAAAUUGAUAUGUUUUUUGGUAAUCUUUUCUCUAACAUCACUUUUUAUGGGUGCUUCUAAUGCUUGGCUUAUGCAGCCAGACUUUUAUGCCUCUAGUUGCCCUAAUGUUGAACAAAUUGUGUACAAUACUAUGAAGCAAGCCGUUAGUAAGGAACCACGUAUGGGUGCAUCUAUUCUUCGCUUGUUCUUCCAUGAUUGCUUUGUCAACGGUUGUGAUGCAUCUGUACUCCUAGAUGAUACACCAACAUUUACAGGGGAGAAAACUGCUAAAGCAAAUGCAAACAACUCAAUAAGGGGUUUUGAAGUGAUUGAUGCAAUCAAGUGUAAUCUUGAAGCUGCUUGCCCCCAAACUGUAUCGUGUGCAGACAUUCUAGCUCUUGCAUCACGAGACGGAGUUAGAUUGUUAGGAGGGCCCACAUGGAAAGUACCACUAGGUAGAAGAGAUGCAAGAACAGCAAGCCUAAGCUUGGCAAACCAAAACCUUCCACCCCCACGUUCAAGCCUUGCUAACCUCACUUCCCUCUUUGCAAGACAAAACUUAAACAUCAACGAAAUGACCGCCCUCUCCGGCGGCCACACCAUCGGCCUCGCUCGUUGCAUCAACUUCCGACCCCACAUUUACAACGACACCGACAUAGAUCCCACCUUUGCAGCCACUCGCCAAGCCAACUGCCCUAAACAAGCUGGGAAUGGAGACUUCAACUUAGCCCCUCUUGAUCGUCAAACACCAAACAAAUUCGACAACGAUUAUUUUCAAAACCUUGUUCAAAAACGCGGUCUAUUACAUUCGGAUCAAGAGCUUUACAAUGGUGGUUCUCAAGAUUCCUUGGUGAAGAAGUAUAGUACUAAUCAAGCUGUUUUCUUUCAAGAUUUUGUUGCAGCGAUGAUCAAGAUGGGGAACAUUAAGCUUCUUACUGGUACUAAAGGAGAGAUUAGAAUGAACUGUCGCGUUAUCAAUUAGAUUAUUGUUAAUAUCAUCAGUUUAUUUCAUAAUUCUGGUUUUAAUUACACUUGUACGUACUAUAUAUAAAUGGAAAUUUUGUGAAAAA
Chenopodium quinoa (quinoa) is the source of this 1132-nucleotide messenger RNA. RefSeq names its product peroxidase 4-like. The coding region runs from base 76 to 1044 and encodes 322 amino acids. Lineage: Eukaryota; Viridiplantae; Streptophyta; Magnoliopsida; Caryophyllales; Amaranthaceae. The transcript is spliced from 3 exons. Gene Ontology annotation, molecular function: heme binding; peroxidase activity. Gene Ontology annotation, biological process: response to oxidative stress; hydrogen peroxide catabolic process. The record is from RefSeq and is a predicted model, not a curated record.